This is a messenger RNA of Podospora pseudocomata, 2163 nucleotides long. RefSeq lists its product as uncharacterized. Gene Ontology annotation, cellular component: nucleus. The record is from RefSeq and is a predicted model, not a curated record. Gene Ontology annotation, molecular function: protein binding. The transcript is spliced from 2 exons. NCBI's taxonomy places the organism in Eukaryota, Fungi, Ascomycota, Sordariomycetes, Sordariales, Podosporaceae. Bases 1 to 2163 code for a protein of 720 amino acids.
AUGGCAAAUCAGGUUCGGUCAAUACAUGCUGAAGGGCAAGCACGUGUGCAUGUCGGCAAUAGUUAUUACGGCUCGAGCGACUUCCUCCCGACCGCAGACGAUGCAGCCUUCGACUCCCACGCGGAAGAGCAUAACGCCCGAUGCCACCGCGACACCCGAACCGAGCUCCUCCGUCAGAUCAGAGACUGGGCAGACAAUCCUCACGGCAAGACUAUCUUUUGGCUGAACGGCAUGGCAGGGACAGGGAAAUCCACCAUUUCUCGAACCGUGGCAAAGUCGUUCGCGGACGACGGCAUCCUCGGCGCGAGUUUCUUCUUCAAAAGGGGGAAAGGCAACCGUGGCAAAGCAACCUUGUUUUUCCCUUCAAUUGCCAGCCAGCUUGUGCGCAAACUCCCUGCCCUGGAGGCUUUUGUCAGAGAGGCUAUUAAUAACAAUCCGGAUGUUGCCAGGAAGGCACUGAGAGACCAAUUCAAAAAGCUUAUCCUGCAGCCUCUGGAUCGCAUUCACCACGCUAUAGCUGUGAUCGUCGUUGACGCUCUCGAUGAGUGUGACGGUGACAACGACGUGAAGGUCAUCAUCUCCUUACUAUCACAAGCAAAGGAACUCCGCUCCCCAGGUUUGAGAAUCUUCAUUACCAGCCGACCUGAGCUGCCCAUUCGUCUCGGCUUCAAGAACGUUACGGGAAAGUAUCAGGACCUAGCACUGCAUCAAAUCCCGGAACCAAUCGUCGAACACGAUAUAUCUGCAUUCUUGCGACACGAACUCGCGAGAAUCAGGGACGACUACAACCACCAAGCUCUCGAAGGCAUAGAGCUGCUGCCAGACUGGCCCGGUGAAUAUGUUAUUCGAACUCUCACUCAGAUGGCCGUCCCGUUGUUUAUUCUCGCUGCAACCGUAUGCCGCUUCAUUGAAGAUCCGGCGUGGUCAGAUCCCGCUGAUCAGCUGGAGAAAGUCUUGCAGUAUCAGAUGAAGGCCUACGAUUCCGAGCUCGGCAAGCUCGACGCGACGUAUCUCCCAGUUCUCAAGCAGAUCAUUAUCGGACAUACUAAUCCGCAGAAGCUAUUAGCUGCCUUCCGAGAUGUGGUUGGCCCCAUUGUCCUCCUCGCCCAGCCCCUCUCGGUGUUGUCGCUUGCACAACAUCUCAACUUCUCCACUAAAUCCAUAUAUGGCAGGCUCAACUCUCUCCACUCCCCCCUAAGCAUUCCCCCGAGGAUAGAUUUUCCUGUCAGACUCUUUCAUUUGUCCUUCCGUGACUUCCUCGUCGAUCCAACCAAGCGUGCUGCUGAGUUUUGGAUCGACGAGACAAAAUAUCACAAGAUACUUGCGGACAGAUGUAUUCAACUGUUGCACCAACACCUCAUGAGAGAUAUCUGCGGUCUACAAGUGCCGGGAAAGCUGCGGUCAGAGAUCGAUCAGCGAACUAUUGACGCCGUUCUGCCGCCCGAGACCCAGUACGCCUGUCAGUACUGGGUCCACCAUUUGAAGGAGGGUAAAAGCACCGUACAGGAUGGCGGCCCAGUCCACAGCUUCCUGACGAGCCAUCUACUUCACUGGCUUGAAGCGCUCAGCCUCUUGGGCCGUAUCUCGGAGAGUAUCAGCAUGGUAGACGACUUAUUAACCUUUCUACAUCCCACAAGUGCUACUGAGGUAUCUGCAUUCCUCUGUGAUCUGAAACGGUUUAUUUUAAACAGUCAAUCGAUUAUCGACAUAGCGCCUCUUCAGAUAUACGCUUCAGCACUUGUGUUCAGCCCGGCCCGCAGUAUAACAAGAGGCAUAUUUAUGCAAGAAGAGCGGAAGUGGAUUACUAGCGGGCCAAUUGUAGAAGAUAGUUGGAAUGCGUGCCGGCAGACGCUAGAGGGGCAUAGCGAUUCGGUCUAUUCGGUCGCGUUUUCGCCGGAUUCGAAGUGGAUUGCCUCAGGGUCAGAAGAUUGUACCAUUAAGACCUGGGAUCUCGAAACUGGAUCAUGCCGGCAGACGCUAGAGGGGCAUAGCAGUUCGGUCUGUUCGGUUGCAUCUUCCCUUAACUCAACAUUAAUUGCAUUUCAAUCAGACAAUGCCAACGCCCCGCAUUAUGAACACUAUGGAAUAAGCUCAGAUAAUAGGUGGAUGUUACAACCUGCACCGGGAGUGGAUACAGACUGCAAGGCAGUACGCCGAAGGUGA